Messenger RNA from Hepatospora eriocheir, 1302 nucleotides. The record is from the annotation of a GenBank genome assembly. NCBI's taxonomy places the organism in Eukaryota, Fungi, Microsporidia, Hepatosporidae.
AUGAGGGAAAUAAUUCAUGUACAAGUAGGACAAUGUGGAAAUCAAAUAGGAUUAAAAUUCUGGGAUACAAUUUCACAAGAACAUGGAAUAGAUCAUAAUGGAAUGUAUCAUGGAACAGAUGAUAUUCAGAAGGAAUGUUUAGAAGUUUAUUACAAUUCAAGUUCAAGUGGGAAAUAUGUGCCAAGAGCUAUAUUGGUAGAUUUAGAACCAGGAACAAUGAACGCAGUAAGAGAAGGAGAGUAUGCUAAUUUAUUUAGACCAGAUAACUUUGUAUUUGGACAUAGUGGAGCAGGUAAUAAUUGGGCUAAAGGUUAUUACACAGAGGGAGCAGAGUUAUGUGAUCAAGUGUUAGAUGUAUUAAGAAGAGAAGUAGAGAAGACAGAUUCAAUCCAAGGAUUUCAAAUAACACAUUCAUUAGGAGGAGGUACAGGAUCAGGAUUAGGAACUUUAUUAGUCAGUAAAAUAAAAGAAGAAUAUUCGGAUAGAAUAUUAGCGACUUUUUCAGUAGCACCUUCACCAAAAGUAAGUGAUACAGUUGUAGAACCAUACAAUGCAACACUAUCAUUACAUCAGUUAGUAGAGAAUUCUGAUCAAACAUUCAUAAUCUCUAAUGACUCACUCUAUGACAUUUGUUUUAACACCCUCAAAAUUAAAACACCAACAUUAGAUAAUUUAAAUUCAUUAGUGAGUUCAGUAAUGAGUGGUAUAACAACGUGUUUAAGGUUUCCAGGACAGUUAAAUUCGGAUUUAAGAAAACUAGGUGUUAAUAUGGUACCUUUUCCUAGAUUACAUUUCUUUACAACUGGAUAUGCUCCAUUCACACCCAAAGGAUCAGAACAAUUUAAAAAUUACACGGUAAGUGAAAUAACAAAUGGAGUAUUUGAUUCAAGAAACAUGUUAACAGCAUGUAAUCCUAAAAACGGUAGGUACUUAACAGCAGCAGUUGUAUUUAGAGGUGCAAUGUCAAUGAGGGAUGUUGAAGAACAAAUGGUACAUGUUCAAACGAAGGGUCAUGAUAACUUUGUUGAGUGGAUUCCUAAUAAUGUACAGACUGCAGUGUGUAAUAUUGCACCAAAGGAUGUUGAGAUGUGUGCUACUUUUGUUGGUAACUCAACCUCUGUUCAAGAAUUAUUUCAUAGUGUUGGUUCUCAAUUCUCUUCUAUGUUUAGAAGAAAAGCUUUCUUACACUGGUACACUGGUGAAGGAAUGGAUGAGGCUGAAUUUACUGAGGCUGAAGCUAAUAUUAAAGACCUUUGUAGAGAAUAUCAACAAUAUCAAGAUGCAAUUGUAGAAGAAGUUUAA